UAGAUAUUUCCUAUGCAAUUACUGAUUUAAGAAGGCUUCCUCGUUACGAGUGUACAAACUUGUCAAUGGAGUAGUUGCUUCUAUUUUGUCUCUUUUCUCGACUUAUUUUGAAAAUUCUUCUGAACAAUAGUAACCACAUCGAGUUUGCUUUCAUUUCUGUUGAAUUUUCUGCCCACAAAAUUCCUAAUGUAUUAGCAGGUGAAUUUUCAGUUUCCAUUGACACGUCUCUUGUGUUUACUUUGACAUAACUCAAUUUUCCGUGCUGAAUCUAGCAUCUGAAAUUUUGAGCUCUUUGCUUGCCGCACAUGUAUUUCUACGAAGUUCAGGGAACCAAGUACUACAAGGUUGUUUCUUGAUAGGUUCAGCUGCUGUUAGACUAACUGAUGCUUGUUGCUUUGCAGAGGUAGAGGGGAGGAUCAUCGUCAAGUUGACUUGCUAAUUACUAUGGCCAUGGCUUCUAGAUCCUGGCUAACAUCACUGGAGUGUUCAACCUCAACCAUCCCAUCGUCAGAAGGCCUAUCUUUUCUUUCAGUUUUAAAGAACUGGUCGGAGUUCAUUUUUUUAUCACCAUGUUCCCAGAGGAUUCUUUUUUCUUCGGUUGACCUUCUUUUCCUAAUCGUCUGCCUUGUAUUGGCUGUCCGAAAGCUAUGUUCUAGAUUUUUUACAGAAAAAAAUUCAAGCUCUGAUCUUGAUAAACCUCUACUUCCAGAAGAGAGGUCUCAGCUUAAGGUCACCCCUUGGUUCAUAGCAUCCGUAGCCGUGACUGCUCUUUUAGCUCUAUCUUAUAUAGCCAUCUGCAUAUUAGCCUUCACUCGAGGCGUUCAAUCACCAUGGAAUCUCGCAGAAGCAUUCUUCCUUCUGUUUCAAGCGGUAAGUCAUGUUGUGAUCUUGGUUUUGGUUGCUCACGAGAAGAGAUUUGGUGCUGUUACUCAUCCUAUGGUCAUUCGAGCCUACUGGGCUGUGAGCUUGAUUGUUGUAGCUUUAUUCUCGGCCACUGCAAUCACUCGUAUGGUAACCGUUGUUGGGGAAAACUUGGAUCAAGAAAUGAGAAUAGAUGACAUCUAUUCCUUGGUUAGUUUACCCUUUUAUGUGUUUCUAUUCAUAGUUGCCAUUCGAGGAUCAUCGGGACUUACUGUGGUUGAGGAUCUAAGAGUGGAGACGCAUGAUUCUGUUGAUGCAGAUGUUAAUAUCAGUGGCUUUGCCUCUGCUUCUUUGAUCUCCAAAGCAAUGUGGCUGUGGAUGAAUCCCUUGCUGAGUAAGGGAUACAAAAGCCCUUUAAAGAUGAAUGAAGUGCCAACACUUCCACCGAUUUUUCUAGCUGAAAAAAUGGCAGAACAAUUUGAGGUUAAUUGGCGCAAGUCUGGUGAGAAUUCAAAGAACCGUGUGAUCUUUACAUUGAUUAGAUGUUUCUGGAGGCAUAUUACCUUCACUGGUGUCCUGGCUGUUGUGCGGUUGCUAGUUACAUAUGUUGGUCCUAUCCUGAUCCAAACAUUUGUUGAUUUUGCUUCUGGGGACAGAAGCAACCUUGCUGAAGGAUUUUAUCUGGUAUUGAUCCUCUUGGUUGCAAAAGUUGUCGAAGUCCUUAGUUCACAUCAAUUCAAUUUCCAGACCCAGAGACUUGGUAUGCUCAUUAGGUCCUCUUUAAUCACUGCCUUGUACAAGAAGGGGCUCAGACUUAGUUGCUCCGCUAGACAGGCUCAUGGGGUUGGACAGAUUGUGAAUUAUAUGGCUGUGGACUGCCAGCAACUCUCUGACAUGAUGCCCCAGAUGCAUGCUUUGUGGUUGAUGCCAUUACAAAUUGGAAUAUCUUUGGUUCUUCUGUAUCUAUACAUGGGCAUUUCAAUGCUUGUAUCACUAGUAGCAGUUUUUGCUGUAUUGAUAUUCACACUCGUGAUUGCGCGCAAGAACAAUUUCUACCAGUUCAAUCUUAUGAUGAGCCGUGAUUGUAGAAUGAAGACAACCAAUGAGUUACUUAACAAUAUGAGAGUGAUCAAGUUUCAAGCAUGGGAAGAGCAAUUCAACAAAAAAAUCCUGCAAUUUCGCGAAAAGGAAUACGGGUGGCUCAGCAAGUUCAUGUAUGCAAUUUCAUACAAUAUGGCACUACUUUGGAGCGUCCCAGUUGUUAUAGCAGCUCUUACCUUUGUUGUUGCAAUUUUAAUGCAUGUGCCCCUUGGCGCUGGAAAAGUGUUCACUGUGACGACAAUCCUGAAAAUUUUACAAGAGCCCAUCAGAACCUUCCCACAAUCUCUUAUGGCAGUUUCUCAGGCAAUCAUCUCUCUGGAGAGGUUGGAUGGGUAUCUGACGAGUCAUGAAUUGGACACUAAGACCGUGGAAAGAGAGGAAGGCUGCAGUGACCGAAUAGCACUGCAGGUCAAAGAUGGUACCUUUUCAUGGGAGGAUGAAGGAGCAGAGCAAGUUUUGAAAGAUGUCAAUUUCCAGAUCAAGAAAGGGGAGCUUGCUGCAAUUGUCGGAACUGUUGGAUCGGGGAAAUCUUCCUUACUGGCUGCAGUUCUUGGUGAGCUUAAAAAAAUAUCAGGAAAGGUUAGAGUUUGUGGGAGCACUGCAUAUGUGGCACAAAGUUCAUGGAUACAGAAUGCAACUAUCCAAGACAACAUCUUGUUUGGUUCACCCCUAAACACAAAGAGAUACAAGGAAGUAAUAAGAGCUUGCUCACUUGAGAAAGACUUGGAGAUAUUCGAAUAUGGUGACCAGACUGAGAUUGGAGAACGUGGAAUCAACCUUAGUGGUGGCCAGAAGCAACGUAUACAACUUGCAAGAGCAGUAUAUCAGGAUUGUGAUAUCUAUCUUCUUGAUGAUGUAUUUAGUGCGGUUGAUGCUCACACCGGGACGGAGAUAUUUAAGGAGUGUGUGAGGGGAGCUCUGAAACAUAAGACAAUCUUACUUGUGACUCACCAGGUUGACUUCCUGCACAAUGCUGAUCUUAUUCUGGUGAUGCGCGAUGGGAAGAUUGUGCAAUCUGGGAAAUAUGAUGAGCUUCUUCAAUCUGGGAUGGAUUUUGGUGCACUUGUAGCUGCCCAUGAAUCCUCUGUAGACCUUGUAGAAAGGAGUGCAAAUAAUUCUGAUGAAAGAACACAAGAAAUAUACUCCCCACGCCCACUCCCCAUAACACCAAAAUCACCCCACUCACCAAAGGCAUUAACACCCAUAUCACCUGUAUCAGGCCAGGGUGAUCCAACUGAUGAAAGCUGGUCCUUAGACGAAUCUAAUUCUGAAAAAGGCAAUUCCAAGCUCAUUGAAGAUGAAGAGAGAGAAACUGGUAAAGUCAGUUUAGCUGUCUACAAGCAGUAUUGCACUACGGCAUAUGGAUGGUGGGGAAUAGUAGCUAUUGUAGGUUCAUCCCUGUUAUGGCAGCUAUCCCUUAUGGCGGGUGAUUACUGGCUUGCAUAUGAGACUUCAGGAGAUACUCUAUUCAACCCUUCGUUGUUCAUUGAAACGUAUGCAGCUAUAGCAAUUGUUUCGUGCAUACUGGUGGGCAUCAGAAUGUUCUUUCAGACGUUUAUUGGUCUGAAAAUAGCUCAAAGUUUUUUCAGUCAAAUUCUUGAAAGCAUCCUUCAUGCGCCAAUGUCAUUCUUUGACACCACUCCAUCAGGAAGAAUAUUAACUAGGGCAUCAAAUGAUCAAUUCAACAUUGAUAUAUUGAUUCCAUUUUUCUUAAGUCUGACGAUUUCCAUGUACUUCACAGUAAUUAGCAUUUUGUUUAUCACCUGUCAAUAUGCUUGGCCAACAAUAUUCCUCAUAAUCCCACUGAUUUGGCUCAAUUACUGGUACCGGGGAUAUUAUCUUUCCUCAUCUCGUGAACUAAGCCGUCUUGAUUCAAUCACCAAAGCCCCAGUCAUCCAUCACUUCUCAGAGUCGAUUUCUGGUGUUAUGACCAUACGUGGCUUCAGGAAGCAAGAGAAGUUCUUUCAGGAAAAUUUUGAUAGAGUUAACGCAAAUCUGCGCAUGGAUUUUCACAACAAUGGAUCUAAUGAAUGGUUGGGUUUCCGCUUGGAGAUGAUUGGCAGUUUUCUGCUGUGCGCUGCCACAGCAUGCAUGGUCUUGUUGCCAAGUACUAUUAUAAAGCCAGAAUACGUUGGCUUGUCUCUUUCCUAUGGCCUGCCACUGAAUGCUGUGCUAUUCUGGACUGUGUACAUGAGCUGCUUGGUGGAGAACCGAAUGGUUUCAGUUGAGAGGAUAAAACAGUUCAUAACCAUCCCAUCUGAAGCUCCAUGGAGGAAUAAAGAGUAUGUUCCACCUUCCAACUGGCCAAGCCAUGGUGACAUUGAAGUUACCAACUUACAGGUUAGGUAUCGAACAAAUACCCCUCUUGUUUUGAAAGGGAUAUAUCUCAGAAUCCAUGGAGGAGAAAGAAUUGGUGUUGUUGGCAGAACUGGAAGUGGAAAAUCUACUCUCAUCCAAGUUUUCUUUAGGUUGGUGGAGCCUGCGAAUGGCAAGAUUUUCAUUGAUGGGAUCAACAUUUGUCAGCUAGGCCUCCAUGAUCUUCGAUCUCGCUUCGGGAUCAUCCCUCAGGAACCUGUCCUUUUUGAAGGAACUAUUAGAAGUAACAUCGACCCCAUUGGGUUGUAUUCAGAUGAUGAAAUAUGGAAGAGUCUUGAACGUUGCCAACUGAAAGAUGUAGUGGCUGCAAAACCUGAAAAACUUGAUGCUUCAGUGGCUGAUUGUGGAGACAAUUGGAGUGUGGGCCAGAGACAGCUUCUCUGCUUGGGGAGGGUCUUGCUGAAACAGAGCAAGAUCUUAUUUAUGGAUGAAGCAACAGCUUCUGUUGAUUCCCAAACUGAUGCUGUGAUUCAAAAGAUCAUUCGUGAGGACUUCUCAGCCUGUACAAUCAUUACCAUAGCUCACAGGAUACCCACUGUCAUAGACUGCGACAGGGUAUUAGUCGUAGAUGACGGAUGGGUAAAGGAAUUCGACAGACCAUCUAAGUUGCUAGAGAGGCGCUCGCUGUUCGGGGCACUGGUCCAGGAAUAUUCCAACAGGUCAUCAGGAUUAUAGCACGUCCUGCUCUCCAAAGGUGCUAGAGGUUGCAACAACCAGGUAUUUAAGCGACUUGCUCCUGCACUUGGGACUGGGAAAUCAAUCCUCUCUACAUCUCUCUCACACCUUUUCUCUUGGCUGCUUAUAACCCAAUUUUGACGAGUCGAGAAGGCAAGUGAAUGAGGAGGGAUCUUGGUGAUGAAAUUUUGCCUUUCUUUCUCCUGCUCAUAGGCAGGCAACUGUGGUGAAGUAGUAGUAGUAGUAGAUUCGUCAAUAAAGUUACUAUGACGGCGGCCUCGAGAGAGUCGGGCCGGUAACGCUGCAACAGGGUUGAAAUUGCCGCGAUUCUGGACUUUGCAGAUCUUUUGGAGAUCAAUAAUCUGUUAGGCUAGCUUUUCUUGUAGACAUCUGUAGCAUGGCGCUAAUGGCAGAUUCUUGUACAUCUAGAGGAUUAGUUCAUCAUCAAUUCUGAAUUGUUUGUGGUUAAGAAUAAUCAGAAUAGAUGGGACUUAUCCAAUGUUUUUGCAGGUACAUUCAGCUUUUUCUGAAAAUAAGCACAUUUGUUUA
Molecule: messenger RNA, 5562 nt
Organism: Coffea eugenioides
Lineage: Eukaryota; Viridiplantae; Streptophyta; Magnoliopsida; Gentianales; Rubiaceae
Product: ABC transporter C family member 4-like
Exons: 11
Coding region: 445-5013 (1522 amino acids)
Biological process (GO): transmembrane transport
Cellular component (GO): vacuolar membrane; plant-type vacuole
Molecular function (GO): ABC-type transporter activity; ATP binding; ATP hydrolysis activity
Source: RefSeq, a predicted model, not a curated record